GCAUUACUGCAACCUGAAUAACAUCAAGGCUCUAAGCACUGCAGACUUUGGCAAGGUUAUGAAGCAAGUGUUUCCUGGAGUGAGACCUCGGAGGCUUGGCCAACGAGGGGCCUCCAAGUAUUGUUACUCUGGCCUCCGCAAGAAAUGGGCUCUUGACCCACCCUCUUUGCCAGAUCUUAAUGACAACAUGACAAAGAAGAAUGUGCUUGGCGUGGAUUGUGUGGUUGAUGAGGGUGAGGUGGACAGAGCUGCAAAUUGCCUAGUGCUGGAGUGGGCAGAAAAACUUUGGUCUGUUAAAUUUGAAAGCAUUCGCGACUUGGCUCUUCAUCUGGUUCACAAAAACUAUGUGGACAACAGGUCGAUGGCAGCCUUCACCCUGCUGUCAGUGGCGGAUCAAAAUCAAGGCAUGUUGGUGAGUGGAGGGACAGGAGGUGGAAAACACAGAGAGACUCAGCUGCAACUUCAGCGGAAGUUACAGGAACGGGAGCACAUCAGAGAGCAGAAGAGGAAACUCCAGGAGCAGCAGCCAGCCAUCAACAAGGCAAACAAUGAGCGGCCAAAAUCUCGGAGGCGGAGUGGGGCAUCGCGCAAUCCUUCUGGUGAGACUGUGACCAAUGGCACCUCCGCUGUGUCGUCGAAGUCCAAUUCACAUCAUCCCCCAGCAGCCACUAUCACUACCACCAUUACUGCCACUACAAACACCACUAAUGGCAACUGUGAUAGUCUCCUCUCUGAGCUUCCCAAUGGUGCUACUGGAGACAUUGCAGGCGGUGACGGCAAUAAUAUUGUCAGCAUAACUAAUAUCAAGCAGGAAGAGAGUCUGGAGUUUCUGGACUCACUCACGGAUGACAAACUUCUAGAUGCCAAGGUGGUUAUGGAUGGCAAGAAUGGAAACUUUCACAGCAACAUCAUCACGAAUGUUGGCCAUACACAGCAACCGCUUAGAAGAAAUUGCAAUACAAAUAACAAUUGUGAUGUCAAAACUUCCUGUAACAAAGUACCAAACCCAAAAUCUAACCCUGCCAAGAAACCGUUCCUUAUUAUGCAGUCCAGUGCUCCCAAGACCACAUCACCCAAGUCCAGGUUCAAAGCCAUCCAGCCUAAGGUCACUGACAGCAUGCAAGGGACAUUGCCUGUGGCAUCUCAGUGGUCAGAGAUCUUAGGAGUCCCAGAGGACAUCACACAUCCCAAAACUGAAGUCCUUUUGCCUGUAAAUUAUGGUGGCCAGUUGAUGGUCGAGUCAGGAAUUCAGCAAGUGACUCAGCGUGAACAGCAACAACAGCAGCAACAACAACAGCAGCAGCAACAGCAACAGCAACAGCAACAGCAGCAGCAACAGCAGCAGCAGCAGCAGCAGCAGCAGCAACAACAACAACAACAACAACAACACCAACAACACCAACAACACCAACAGCAGCAGCAACAGCAGCAGCAACAGCAACAGGUUCAGCAAAGACAAAAUCUGACCAGUAAUAACUGCACUAAUAGUCAUGAGGCUGAAGAAGAAUUAAUUCAGUACUUCCACAAAAAUGCUGAUAUGGAUGAUGCUCAGAAGUCAAGUCAACUAUCUGAAUUGCGGAAGUUGCUUCAGAGAAACCUACCAGGGGGUCAAGCUCAGGGUGGAGUGGGGGUCAGUGCUCAUCCACUAAUGACCGACACAGACAUUGAUCAGGAUGUGCAGGGAACAGGAGGAAUGAGAAGAAGAGUCAGCUUCCAGCCGUCACUGGAUGGAGGAGACAGCUUGAAUCCUCUUAUGGGAGGACAGACUGUGGGGUCAGUGCCACCAAGUCCCAAUACACGCAGAACUCAGUUUAAUUUCACACCAAUAGGUAGUAAUCUGGACCAAGCACAGGGUAUGUCUCAGUGCUCUAGUGCAAAUGCUAGCCCAUUUAUGUCUCCAAGGAAUACCCCAUUACCUAGAUCAAGACACAACUCUGGUCAAACCAAUUCAACAUAUGUAACACCUCGUAGUACACCAUUUACACCAGACCAACCAAACCAUCCAGUUGCGUCUGAAUGCAGCACACCAUUCAUGUCACCAAUAACAACACCCUUAUUUCCAAGGUCACGUCACAACUCGAAUCAGAAUCAUCGCAGUCCGUACACCCCUAACUGUCGUUCCCGGCACUCUUCUGGUGCCCCUACUUUUAGACAUGCACCGUACACCCCAGACGACAUGUCUAGUCGGCGUGGAGGGAAGUUCCGUUCAAGACAUUCAUCAGGAAGUGUUCCACCAUCUCCUUCCUCUGCUCCUCUCUCGCCACUGGUGCAAGAUGGCUCAGUUCAUCCCCCUCAAGACUCAAGCAUACAACUUCCUUCAGCCUCCAUGUUACAUCAUAUGCUCAAGAAUAAACAAACUGUAAGUGGGUACAGUGACUUGCGCCGUCGACACAUGUCAGCAGGGCCAACUAUCCAUUAUCAGCCUCAGCCUCCUGCCUUCUCUAUUGAUCCUUUAUCCCAAGAGGUGUCCAAUGUAAUGACAAACUCCCAACCUGGACCGAGCAAUGCCCUGCCAGGUAAUCUGAAUAGACCUCAAUCAGUUCCACCUCUGCAGAUGCUCAAUAUGCCAUCCUGUACUCAAGAAUCUUUUGCAAAAUCCCAUCCCAAUACACCUGUUGUUAAUCAGCAGUUUGUGUUCACUGAGAGUUGUGUGUCUCAACCUUCCUCUUAUGCACCUACUCCUGUACCCAGUGAAUGCAAUGACUUUACUGAUAGUUAUAAUUUAGAGAUAGACCCGCUGCUGGAUGUCAAUUUGUCUGGUGAUGCAGGAGGGACUGUUGGGCUUGAUUCCAUGGAUUCAUUGACUCUAACUAAUAGCCAUACAGCAGACCUGUCAACACUUUCAGACCCUCUGCAAGUUCCUCCUAACAUGGACCCAUUUUCUGUGAACUAUGCUUCAGAAACUGGGGAUAUGAGAUCUAUGGAAGAGCAAAUAGGAGUAAGUGAAGUGACUCUGAGUAGUAGUAGUUGUUGUAUGGAUAACACACAAGGACAGCAAGUUGAUAGUGCUGGUGGUGGUGGUGGACAGGGACCAUUAAUCAGUACAGCCUCCAUGCUCACGCUCAAUGCUCUAAACCGCUCAUUGGAAAAUCCAGGUAGUGGGCUGGAGGAGGACUUCCGGCCAACGUUGCCGGAUCUGGGUGAUCAGGAAGUGUUCAAUUCUUUGGUGCUGGAUGUGAAUAAAGACUGACAUCAGCCUGCCACCUGGGCAAAGUAUUUGACAUAAUGCUGUCAGCUGCUGAGGGGGCACCCAUAGUCAUGAAAACUUUAAAACUCAUGUUUUAAAGAUGUGAAAUUUGGGUAUCCUGGCUGAUGUUUACCUCUUCAACACAGACACAGUGCUGAAGCACUAGCACAGAUAUGCCUGAUUUGUAUACAUAGGAUCAUAGUUUAAAGUAUACAUAUGUACAUUUUGAGUCCAGUUUUGGUAUGCUGGAGUCAAGCUUAAAUAUUUCCUAUGUAUACUUGACUUUGGCUUGAGAUAUAUCUUGUUUGCUUAAGCACAGCUUAAGGUAUGCCUUUGCAUAUUGAAGUCCGUCUGGAGGUACAUUGCCUGUUGGAAUCCAUCUUUAGGUAUACUGCUAUAUGCUGAAUCUUAUAUUGUGUAUACUGAGGUCCAGUUUAAGGUGUACCUGUGUAUGUGAAUCAUAAGGUUCUCUGGACUGCCAGAGUCUGGCUUUUUAGCUUUGAUUUUACCAGUUUCCUGCAACUGCCGGGUAUGUGAUUCAGGAAAUGGUGUUAACUUUUGUACUUUUUCUCUCUUUUUAUCCUGAGCUACUAGUCCCAACUAGUAGGUUGUCAGAGGGAAUCAACUCUCAGACAAAUGUGAUCUCAACAAAGGAACUUCUAUAUUUUAGCUCCCAUAAUUAGAAUAAGAGAAAAUAAUUAUUCUACCAAGCUCAUUGCAGCAACAGUGAGUAGUUGGGUUACCGAAUGGCACUGGGAAAAGAUUGUUGUAAGAUGUGCGCACAUCUGGCCCAUCUCUUGGAGGUUAGAGCAUCACAGUUUGUUUCUUACUUUGUCAAUAGCUGCAUGUGGCUGUGAAUAUACCCCGCACAGCCAUUGUGUCUAUGUCUAGUGUGGCAUACUUCUUGUUGGUCUUAAUUUUCUUCAUUUUGCAAAUUGGUCAUAUUCAAGAUUUUAAUAUUUAUUUUUUUUUUUUUUUUUUUUUUAAACUUGUAAGUUUAUACAUUUUUGGGCUUAACUGUGUUGCUUAAGUGAAUUUAUCAAAAAUAGAUAUUAACCACACAAUUGCACUUGGUUCCUUUUUAAAGGAUGUUACAUUUCAAGUUAGAUUGAAACGUUCACUUGCUGCUUUUCACCUGGACAGCAGGUGUUGGCAAGAUCCAUACUUCUUAUGGAUACGUUUAACAUUCUGAUAAGAAGUUGUGGCAUCAAAGUCAAGCUCUAAAAGACUUAAGGAGGUUUGGUAGUGAUUGAGGAUUAGGUUUUGCUUGCUAGUUUGGCAGGUCAGAACCUUAGUUGAAUGUGCCCAACUGCUAAGUUUUGUUAAUUUACUUUUUUUACUUGUUCCCAAGUAUGGUUUAACUUCCAGGUCUUUGCAGCUACACAGCAGCAUAAGUCUUGUUGUAACUUGAGACUUGGAAAUUUUUUUACAAAUUUUCAGCAUUGUGUUAAAAUGCUGCUGAAAUUGUGGACACAUCGUGUACCUUGUAUAUAUGUAUUAAGAUGUGUAAUAUAAGUAGUUUUGACUCUUGGAUGUUUGUGGAUUUUAGCAGAGAUAGAAUAAGGCAUUCAGUGUUUACUUUUUCACUGUCAUGACAAAGCAUUGACAUUAGUUCUUAUAUACACAACCAUUGGUUAGGAAGCAGCGACCGUGUCAGCUGUGGUGUGUGGGAGGGUCAUCAACACAUAGGUUUAAGUAAGCCAGCAGCAAUGAUGGUGUGCUAUAAGAGAGUAUGCUCAACAAUAUAUUAACUAGAUUUUAUUGUAAAUUAUACGGGGUUCUUAACACUCCAUAAUGUAUCUGUGAUAACAAAGAAAAAGAAAAAAAAAACAUACAAAAAGUUUAAUAUUUUAAAAGUCUACAGCAAAAAGAUUAAUUUGUAGUUUUCACUUUUUUGAGUUACUGCAAAGGUUAUUUUAGUAGGUAGGUAUAUCUAUAUAUUUUUACCCCACCAACUUACUUUAAAUCCAUGUGUAAUUUUGUGAUCUCGACCAUUGAUGUCAGGGAGUAGUUUGUGGUGUCAGCUUAGAUAAAACAAUCCAGGAGUAGUGUGCAGAAUUGUUUUGGAUUCAACCAUCAAAAGUAGUGCAUUUACCAUGUUUGGUGUUUACUUAGGCAUGGAAGUGAAGGGAGUAGAGCAGUCAAUUAAUAGCGGAUGCUGGAAGCAAAGCAUUGGAAGAGAAAGUUAAGAAUCAUAGAUACACAAGUCACUUUGAUUUCUAGUAAGUGCAAGGGUUGUAAAACAAGUGAAGAUCAGACAAAAUUAAGUUCUUGGGUUCUUUAUAAGUAAAACAAGGGAAGAUGUGUAUAUAUAGUGCUUGGAUUAUAAUUAUUUUAUUUUAACCAUCUUUUUACUCUUGUUGUUGCUGUCUUCAUUUCAUCAAUGUUUCUUGUCCUUAGGCAUCUUUCUUCGUCAAAUAUUAAGUUAGGUGUUUGAAAUUUUAUCAGGAGACUUUAUUUUUUUAUUGUCAUUACAAUUUCCUUUUGUGAAAAUUGUUUGCAGGAAAAGCAUACGAAUUUCACAAAUUUUGAGUUGAUUUUUGUUUAUUACAAGACUGAUUGGUUUAUGUAAAAGUUGUCAUAGCAGUUUUGUCUGAAAAUGAUGAAUGAUAAGUGAUGCAUUCAGUUUCCCCUCCCUCGACCACCUCCAUCAUCACCAAACAUCUGGGUUUAUUUGCACUCGACUUCACUUGUUCCUGGGUUCCUGACACAGUUUUAAGGAUUUCUAGCUUUGUACUCAUUUUGGAAAAGUAGAAUAUCUUUAUCAUAAAAAAAAGUGAAUGAGAUUAUUGAGAAGAUAAUAGUUCUCAUUCUUGGAUGAGAUAUUGUACUUUCACGAGAAGAGUGAAGGUAAGCUGGUGAUCUGCUGCCAUAGUUGAGACUGAGUAUCCAACACUGUGUGGACUGUCAGAAGAGCCCAAUGCUUGGCUCUUUGUAAGCCAUACCAUAUGGACUUCAGGAGUCUUGUGUGUUCAAAGACGCAAAUGUACAUAUUUGCAGUUGAAGAUUUCACAAGGAUUUUGUACUGUUGUAGUAUGAUAGUUGUACUAAGGUCUAACAUUUACUUUUUAUUUCUGUCACUUAGGAAUUCCUUUCCUCAGACUUCUAUUUUUGAGUGACAGUUAAACCCGGUGUUAUAUUUUGUUGUUUGUAAUAUAGAUAAAAUAAUUUUUUCCAGUUAUCAGUAAGGUUUUAUUCAUUGCAUUGUGUUGCUUUGACAGAUCCAAGAGCUUUUGUAUGUAUGCUGCUACAGCUCCGUGGCUAUGAAGGAUGUAGGAAUGUGUAGUUCAGUGUGUAGUUACAAGUUGUAGCUUAUUGGUAAAAACAUCAACUCUAUUGAGAAAGCAAAGAUUGUUUACUUUGUCUUGUGAUUGUAACAUUUGCGAAGAACAGAAUGUCAAAUUAUAUUUAUAACCUGUGACUUCAGGUUGCAGCAGACAUACAGCUAGGUUUCAAGGGGGAUCAAGAAACAAAUUCUGUCUUCUGAUGUUAAAAAGACUGUCAAGUAUAUUUGUAACUGCCAUUUUCUGUUUCAGAAACAGAAUUACCACUUAGGCCUAACUUGGAAUUCCUUUGUUCCUUACUGUAGCAACUUUUCUCACUUGGCGUAAUGCAAGUGUACCCCAGCAUUGGAAGAGUCUUCUGUAAUUUUUGGGGAGCUGAUGUUUAUAUCCAUUUUAGUAAUUACACACAUGCUACCUUUCCCUUUCUUGCUCUCAUAUUUCUUUCCUUUUUCACUUGUAUAUUGUAUAUAGAAAUGCAUAUUUAAUUAGAUUAUAAAUGAAAUGGUUAAUAAAAUCCAUGUGUAAAGAUUGGAUUGAUGUGAAGAGUGCAUUGUGUACAUGAAGAAAUCAUAAUUCUUGUAGAAUGGAAAGCUCUUAAGAUACUUCUGUAAAAGUAUAUUUUAUAACCAAUGAGCUAUGCUGUCUAAAUAUUUUGUAGUGCUAGCCACGGAGCUGAAGACGUGCAGUGGAAGUGUUCCAGAAAAGACCAUGCAUUUCUCUUUCUUUCAGCUUUCUGCAUACAAUUAGGAAAACUUGUCCAUUUUUAUAAGAGCAUCUCAGAAAGCACAAAUGGGAUAACUGCGGCUAUGUAAUGCAGCCCACUCUGAAAUUAGAUAGAGUUGGAGGUAUCAGGAUGUGUAUGUAUAUAUAUUGUAAUUGUAAAAGAAGUGCGAUAAGAUAAUGGACUUUUGUGUAUGAGAAAGUUGCAUGUAUCCAUAUAGGUAAGUUUUCCCAGUGUUGAAGGCAGAAGGAGACGGAUACAGUAACCUGUAGAAGCCUGCCAAACUUUGAUGUUAUAUUAUAAAUGGUACAUCCAUGGCUUCGGAUGAGAAUUUAUUCAAUAUAUCUGUUAAUUGCGGAGCAGGAUGCCAGUUGGAAGGUCAGCUUCAUAAUCUGAAUGGACAACAGCAAGGGGCUGAGUCUCCUUUACUUAGUACAAAAUAAUUUCAUUACUCUUAUUUUAAUUCUGGAAAUAACACCUGCAAGUGAGAAUUUAUUGUAAUAUUUUUCCUCUUCAGUUGCCCAGCCAAGAGCUGAGGGACCAAAUGCUAGAUGACCUACUUGAUCCUAAGUUUUAAGCAGUUACCAGCAUGAUCCACUGCCGUUGUGCACUUUCAUGGCCCAGCGAUCCCUUAUAGAGGGGAGAGACGAGCAAAAAGGGAAGGAAUGAGCAAAUGUAAAGGAAAACUGGUAUGAUUGUGUUUGUACUUAAACAGGGGAAAGACGAAAAGAAUAGAAGUUCCAUUUCAUCAUGAGAAGCAGUACAGAGGAGAAAGAUUCUCAUUUUCCAAGUGGUUUGAGGAAUUCAGCAUCAGCCAGAAAGACAAAACAGAACAGUGAGCAGCAUGUCAGGCAAUAAGUCAUGCCUUCACUGAAGUGCCUCGAGGUGAUAGUGACUUCCCCAGCCAUGGUAGAGUUUGCAGAGCGUUAUUUGUGUGACAAGUAGAAUAGGAUAAUCCUGUGGAUUUUUCGUAAUUCCAUGUGCUGUAAAAUUUAGAUCAUGCCAACGAGUUUGUAACCAUGAAUGCUGCACAAGGUUAUGGCUGCAAGUAACCAAGCCAGUUUUUAUGCCAUUGAUGAAGUGAUAUUCACAAUUUUUUGUUGGUAACAUCUCCGUUAUAUUUCUUCCCAUGAGAGUAUACCGAAUCAUGUAUUUUAGGGUAAUAAUGAACUGUGUGUUUUGCAUCAUGCGUGUAUACUGACACACAUUGUUGCAGUUUCAUGUCACCUUGUGUGUCUGUAUGCAUGCAUAUGUAUUAUCUUAUUUUUGGUAUUUUAAUAAAAAAAACAUUGAAACACACCAUACCACACCACACACACAUUGUUGAUACAAACACACAUGUUUUGUGCAUACUAGUAUAGACACUUCUUUAUGUACACAUUUACACAAACAUGCACAUGUGCAUGCUUAGAGACACGCACAUGCAUAGAUAUUCUUGAAUGCGCAUUUUUAUAUUCACACAUGCACAUGUACAUAUACAUGCACACACAUGCACAUACACAUAUACAUGCAUAUGCACAUUUACAUGUAUGCAUUAUUAUAUAUUUGAAAGUAGGUAAAAUUCACAUUUGAAAGCAAUGGAGUUAACAUUAUCCUAAGUUGAAUUUUGGUAUGCCAUGACUUAUUCCAACAUUGUGUUGGCAUACCUUAUCUGUGAUACCAUGGAGAGGUCAAUGCAUUAUGAUGACAGAAAGAGAGAUGAGAACAAAAUGGAAGUGUGUAAUUCAUCCAUCUUGACACAAAAGGGAUCUUGGUUAUGUAGCAUCUGGGUACAACCUGGCUAGGGUCGACUCCCCUACAAACUAUUGCUAAGCAAAUAUUACCUGUAAAACUUAAUUCUUUAAAUACAACAAAUUUGCCACAG
Penaeus vannamei (Pacific white shrimp) is the source of this 9056-nucleotide messenger RNA. Lineage: Eukaryota; Metazoa; Arthropoda; Malacostraca; Decapoda; Penaeidae. The record is from RefSeq and is a predicted model, not a curated record.